Lactuca virosa is the source of this 2434-nucleotide messenger RNA. The record is from the annotation of a GenBank genome assembly. Lineage: Eukaryota; Viridiplantae; Streptophyta; Magnoliopsida; Asterales; Asteraceae.
UUCAAGUCCAUCGUGUUACUCUCUCCCCCCGCCAAUGGAGAAACUCAAAUCAGCAAUUUCACAAACCCUAAUCCUUUCGAUUUCACAAAGCAAUCCUCGUACCCUCCCUAAUACUUGCUCUUCUCUCCAUGAUUUCUUAAACCAGUUGCCCCAAUUUCACCAAAUGGUUGAAGAUUUAGCGUACAAGGACACAUCACUGUUUCUCAAGAACAAGGAAUCCGCUUUGGAAUUCAAGCUCAAGGGAAAUAACUGCUUCUCCAAGGGAGAUAACUCAAAUGCCUUGCAAUUCUACACACAGGCUCUACGAUUUGCUCCAAGAGAUGUGAAUGACAUGGGCAAAAAUCUGGUGGCAACACUAUACGUUAAUCGUGCAGCUGUAUUACAGAAAAUGGGACUUUUUGUGGAGUCUUUACAAGAUUGCAAUCUGGCUCUUACAAUUUGUAGAAGUUACUCAAAGGCAUGGUAUAGAAGAGGUAAGGCAAACACUUCAAUGGGAAAUUAUGACAAUGCGGUUCGUGACUUUAAAGUUUCCCUAUGCAUGGAACAAUCUAUCAAUGGAAAGAAACAAAUAGAAGACGAGAUUAAUCUAAUCUUAGAUCAACAUCAUAUGAAAGAUUUCCCACCAAAUGUAGCUAAAGUCAAAGACUCUAACAUCAAUGAUCAAUCGCAACAAAUACAAUUGCAAUGUGUUACUACAGAAACAAAAGGACGAGGCAUGGUGUGUUUGACCGAAAUACCCCCAUCCACUUUGCUCCAUACAGAAGAACCCUAUGCUGCGAUAAUAUCAAAGGAAUUUCGGGAAACUCAUUGUCAUUUCUGCUUCAAUGAAUUACCUGAAAAUGUUGUUCCAUGUCCAUCAUGUUCAAUGGCACUAUAUUGCUCUCAAUUUUGUCAAGAAAACGCCAGCUGGCAGGAUCCACAAUGUGAUAUGAAGAAGGAUUAUGAUAUUGAUUUUGAUCUUGAGAAGUAUGUUGAAAGUGUUACUAAAUCAAAUGUGAAUAUCAACCAAACUGAUGAACAUAAGCAUGAAUGUGGAGCAAAUUGGUCUGCAGCAUUACCAUCUGAAAUAGUUUUGGCUGGUCGAGUAAUAGUAAAAUACAUAAAACAACAAGGGCAUUUUGGUAAUUCACGCAUUGUGAAUUUGGAUCUUUGUCAUAAUUAUGCGCGACUCGAUCCAGAAACUAAACUUGAGUUCCACAUAUCUUCCAUCAUUUUGUUGAAAUGUCUUCACCAUUUUUAUAGCUCUGAGUUUCAAUUAAAAGGGGAGACGAUUUCACAGUGUGUGUUACUACUUUCACAAAUACAAAUGAAUUCCAUGGCAAUUGUUCGUAUUAAAUCUUCUGAUUCUUCCGAGAAUCAUACAACUAGCACUAUAGAACAGGUGAGAGUUGGUCAAGCUAUUUAUUUAAGUGGAAGCAUGUUCAACCAUUCUUGUCAACCAAACAUCCACACAUAUUUUCUUUCUAGAACCCUAAAUAUACGCGCCAUUAAGUUUAUCCCCUCUGGUCAACCACUCGAGCUUUCCUAUGGCCCACAGGUUGGACAAUGGCGUUGUAAUGAGCGACAAUCGAGUUUAAGAAAUCAAUACGCGUUUAUAUGUUCAUGUGCCAGCUGUACACAGACAAACCUAUCCGACCUUGUUAUCGAGGCUUUUCGAUGUUCGAACCCGAGUUGUUCGGGUGUAGUUUUGGAUUGUGAUGAGGUGAGCUAUGAAAACCGAAAAGUCACCCCGUUUGGAAGUGCUGAGUAUAAUAAGGUGAAGAAAGUGGCAAGGCUUUUGUGUGAUCUAAAUAAAAAUCACUGGGUUGAACCGGGUUUUUGUUUAAACUGUGGGGGUAUGCGUGGCUGUGGAAGCUUACAUGGAACAUUAAGAAAGGGAGAGAUUUGUAAGAGGUUGUUUGAGUCUGGUGAUGUGGUUGCAAGUGGUUUGACUUGUUUAGAUAUGUUGAAAAAAAUAUUCCAUCCGAAUAACAAGAGAGCUGCUGAGGUGGAGGAUCACAUGGCGAAAGUGUUUUGUGGGAUUGGAGAGUUACAAAGGGCACGUCACCAUUGUAAAGCGUCGAUUAAGGUGUUGGAGAAGCUUUAUGGGGAAGAGCAUAUUGUGAUUGGAAAUGAGUUGGUGAAAUUAGCGUCUAUUCAGCUGUCUUUGGGUGAAAAAGCUGCGUUUGAAGAGACUAGAAAUCGGAUUAAGUUGGUGUUUUCACUGCAUUAUGGGUCACAUGUUGACGUCAUGUUUCCACACCUACACUUUCUAAAGUGAGGCCUCUAUUGGAAUUGGAAUGCACCCAUUAUGAAGGAAUUUAAUUCCUUUUAUUUUGUUGAUUUUGAUCAGGUAUAGUGUUUGGUAGGGGUGAAUGUGGUUUGGUUUUAUAGUUAAAACCAAACCACAAACAGUAAAUGUGGUUAUUAAAUUUUAGAAACUAAAUGGGCGGUU